This is a messenger RNA of Lachancea mirantina, 1161 nucleotides long. The record is from the annotation of a GenBank genome assembly. Lineage: Eukaryota; Fungi; Ascomycota; Saccharomycetes; Saccharomycetales; Saccharomycetaceae.
AUGUCAGAUCCAAGGAGAAGAAGCACAAGACAUUUGUUGACGCCAGAUAAUCUCUCGAGCGCGAUUCAAAUCACGAAUCUACCUCAAAAUUGGACUCAGGAAACAGUGACGUCAGUCAUCGCAGGAUCAGGCCCCAUAGUUGCAGUUUCUACCAGAACGGAUCCUCGUAAUGGUAAGAUAAUAGGCGUCAUUGUCGAGUACGCGACCAGUAAAGAUUGUAAAAGAGCGCUCGAGACCAUUCAAAAGAUAAAGAAGUUUCCCUGCGAUAUGGAACGAACCAUUCCAGCCGGUUAUAGAGACUCUACCAAAAAUCAGAGAUCCGUUUUGGAUUUACAAAGAGAAAAAUUUCCUUGGGAAUCUGGACUUGAAUUACCGUUCGAACUUGUAUCCGAAGUACCUCUACCACGGCGUCCAACGAAUCCGGUUCCAGUCUCUGGAGGUGACGACAGCAGCACGUCGCCAACCACAGCAGCAGUUGCGUUCCCCGAUAUUUUGAGCAAAGCUUCGCAACAUUUACCUGCGUUACGGCCAAAUGCGAUGGCAACACCAGACUCAGUUUCGAUAAAUCUCAGCAAAAUUGCGCCGUUGCAAUUGUUGGAGAUGAUCUCGAAUUUGAAGAUUUUAGCGAACCAAGAUGCGCAGAGGAGUCAACUGGAGAAUUUUCUAGGAUCCAACGUCGACGUGUCCAUAGCUGUCACCCAAGCUUUGUUAGAAAUGGGGUUCAUUAAUUACCCCGUGGUGACCAAAGUUUUGACAGAGCAACAAACGGUUAAAAAUUCGCCUCAGGUCUCUACGGAUUCCGCACCUUUAUACAGCAAUGGGAAUACGCCCAAUGCGACACCAGUGCCGACAGGAAAUGUCCCACUCAAUUCGUUUAGUGGACCGGCUCCAGUAGUCGAUAACCUACAACAGCAACAACAACCACAGCAACCAUUCAAUUAUCCACAACCGGCUGCUCCACAAGCCCCCGUGAUACCACCCAUGUCAGCUCCAAUAAUGGGUUCACAACCACAGCUCAAUUACGCAAAGCUAUCCACCCUCCCGCAACAACAACAAGAUAUGAUAAAGCAGGUCAUAACAUUGCCAAUGGAUCAAAUUAGUCUGUUACCACCUGAGCAAGUCGCCAUGGUCGACAAUUUCAAAAAAGAGUAUUUACUUUGA